Messenger RNA from Moesziomyces aphidis, 2130 nucleotides. The record is from the annotation of a GenBank genome assembly. NCBI's taxonomy places the organism in Eukaryota, Fungi, Basidiomycota, Ustilaginomycetes, Ustilaginales, Ustilaginaceae.
AUGUCCGGCAACACAGAGACCUUCGGCUUCGCCGCCGACAUCAGCCAGCUGCUCGACCUCAUCAUCAACACCUUCUACUCUAACAAGGAGAUCUUCCUGCGUGAGCUCAUCUCCAACUCGUCCGAUGCGCUCGACAAGGUGCGCUACAAUGCGCUCACCGACCCCUCGGUGCUCGAGUCCGAAAAGGAGCUCUACAUCCGCAUCACCCCGGACAAGGAGAACAACUGCCUCACCAUCCGCGACACCGGUAUCGGCAUGACCAAGGCCGACCUCGUCAACAACAUCGGCACCAUCGCCAAGUCCGGCACCAAGGCCUUCAUGGAGGCCCUCAGCUCCGGCGCCGACAUCUCCAUGAUCGGCCAGUUUGGCGUCGGCUUCUACUCGGCCUACCUCGUCGCCGAAAAGGUCCAGAUCAUCACCAAGAACAACGACGACGAGCAGUACAUCUGGGAGUCCGCCGCAGGCGGCACCUUCACCAUCACCCAGGACACCGUCAACCCCUCCAUCGGCCGCGGUACCGAGAUGCGCCUCUUCCUCAAGGAGGACCAGCAGGAGUACCUCGAGGACAAGCGCAUCCGCGAGAUCGUCAAGAAGCACUCGGAGUUCAUCUCCUACCCCAUCCAGCUCGUCGUCACCAAGGAGGUCGAGGUCGAGGUCGAGGAGGAGGAGGAGCAGCAGCAGGACGACACCGCCGACGACGCCGAGAAGAAGGCCAAGAUCGAGGAGGUCGACGACGAGGACGCCAAGAAGGACAACAAGCCCAAGAAGAAGGUCAAGGAGCUCAAGACCGAGCAGGAGGAGCUCAACAAGACCAAGCCCCUCUGGACGCGCGACCCCAAGCAGAUCACCGCCGACGAGUACUCGGCCUUCUACAAGUCGCUCUCCAACGACUGGGAGGACCACCUCGCCGUCAAGCACUUCUCCGUCGAGGGCCAGCUCGAGUUCAAGGCGCUCCUCUUUGUGCCCAAGCGCGCCCCCUUCGAUCUCUUUGAGACCAAGAAGAAGCGCAACAACAUCAAGCUCUACGUCCGCCGCGUCUUCAUCAUGGACGACUGCGAGGACAUCAUCCCCGAAUACCUCAACUUUGUCAAGGGCAUCGUCGACUCGGAGGACCUGCCCCUCAACAUCUCGCGCGAGACGCUCCAGCAGAACAAGAUCCUCAAGGUCAUCCGCAAGAACGUCGUCAAGAAGACCCUCGACAUGAUCUCCGAGAUCGCCGAGGACAAGGACAACUUUGCCAAGUUCUACGAGGCCUUUGGCAAGAACCUCAAGCUCGGCAUCCACGAGGACGCCACCAACCGCGCCAAGCUCGCCGAGUUCCUCCGCUUCCACUCGACCAAGUCGGGCGAGGAGCAGACCUCGCUCAAGGACUACAUCACCCGCAUGCCCCAGGACGGCAAGAACAACCAGAUCUUCUACCUCACCGGCGAGUCGCUCGCCUCGAUCCGCGACUCGCCCUUCCUGGAGCGCCUCAAGAAGAAGGGCCUCGAGGUGCUCCUCAUGGUCGACCCCAUCGACGAGUACGCCGUGACGCAGCUCAAGGAGUUUGAGGGCAAGAAGCUCGUCUGCGUCUCCAAGGAAGGCCUCGAGCUCGAGGAGUCGGACGACGAGAAGAAGCAGCGCGAGGAGGACACCAAGAACUGCGAGGACCUGUGCAAGACGGUCAAGGAGAUCCUCGGCGACAAGGUCGAGAAGGUCGUCGUCUCGAACCGCAUCGUCGGCUCGCCCUGCGUGCUCGUCACCAACACCUUUGGCUGGUCGGCCAACAUGGAGCGCAUCAUGAAGGCGCAGGCGCUGCGCGACUCGAGCAUGUCGCAGUACAUGGCCGCCAAGAAGACGCUCGAGCUGAACCCGUCCAACCCGAUCGUCAAGGAGCUCGCCGCCAAGUCGAGCCAGGACAAGAACGACACCACCGUCCGCGACCUCACCGUGCUGCUCUACGAGACCGCCCUGCUCACCUCGGGCUUCACCCUCGAGCAGCCGCACGACUUUGCCAACCGCCUCUACAAGCUCAUCUCGCUCGGUCUUUCCAUCGACGACGCCGGCCUCGAGGCCGACGCUGCUGACGACAAGGUCGAGGCUGCCACCGAGGAGGUGGCUGGCGAGUCGGCCAUGGAGUCGAUCGACUAA